UAUGCACGUGUUAAGCUAAUGAAAGGUGCCUAAUUAAGAGACAAAAGAAAGGACCCAUCUUAAUCCAGACGGAUUGCUUCAAAAAGCUCUCGGUCAAAAAUACACCAAAGGCAUAAUAAUAAAAAAUCCCCCUUAACACCCGUGAACUAUCAACAUGCUGGCCAAUCAUCUCUUUCUGAGGUUUUGCCUGUCCACUUAAAGCCAAAAUCCACUCCCCUUCAGUUCACAGGCACAAGAAGAAGAGAGUAACAAGAAUCAUAGCUCUCAGAGAUAGAACCUUUCAAGUUGCAUCAUGAUGCUGAAACUUCCCUUCUUGUUCAUCUUUCUCUCUUUCUCUUUGCUUGUUGAUUCAAAACCAACCUCCAACAAUGUUACAGUCACAGUCAUCGGCUCCGUCUUCUGUGAUUCUUGCUCCGACAACGCCUUCUCCAAACGAAGCUAUUUCCUCGAAGGCGCCAGAGUACAAAUACAAUGCAGUUUCAAAGCAAACUCAAUGUUCAUCGCAGCCAACACAACCACUGAUCAGUAUGGUGUUUACAAACUCAACAUCCCUCGACUCACUGGAUUCAGAUGCAGGCAAGGCCAAGUCAAAAAGUCGCAAUGCCAAGCAGUCCUGAUCGAGAGCCCCUCCUCUUUCUGCAACGUCAUGGGAAUCCGAAGAUCGACAACUCAGAUAACUAUCAAACCAAGGAAAUCCAGGCUAUGCAUCUUAAACUUGAACACGAUGAACUAUAAGCCACCUAAGAGGGAUGUAACCUACUGUGGUGCUAUUAAAAAGCCACAGACCGCCAGUUUGGAUUCAUCUUUGUUCUUCUGGCCAUUGAUUCCUCCGUUCUUGCUUCCUUGGUUACGUUGGCCUCCUCUUCCUUUUGCUUUUCCGCCGCUGCCUUUCCCUUUCAAUUCCAUUCCGUUGCCUGAUCCAUCGUCUCUGCCAUUUUCUCUACCUCCAUGGCUCCUUCCGUUCUUGGAUCCCUCGUCUCUUCCCUUCCCAUUUUCGCUCUUCCCUCCAAUGACAAUGCCUCCUAACUUUCCUACUCCUCCCCCCUUUCCUCCCGAGCGACCGUGAUCAAGACUCCUGUUCAUUUUAUGUGAUGGCUCAAUGAAUGUUCUGUUUAAGUUAGAUGUUUGUUGUAUGAUUUCUUUUUGCUGAAACUAGAAUUUAUAUUACUAGUUCAAAAAGUUUGUUA
This is a messenger RNA of Asparagus officinalis (garden asparagus), 1187 nucleotides long. RefSeq lists its product as uncharacterized. The coding region runs from base 293 to 1066 and encodes 257 amino acids. The record is from RefSeq and is a predicted model, not a curated record. Lineage: Eukaryota; Viridiplantae; Streptophyta; Magnoliopsida; Asparagales; Asparagaceae. The transcript has 2 exons.